Helobdella robusta is the source of this 3006-nucleotide messenger RNA. RefSeq lists its product as hypothetical. The record is from RefSeq and is a predicted model, not a curated record. NCBI's taxonomy places the organism in Eukaryota, Metazoa, Annelida, Clitellata, Rhynchobdellida, Glossiphoniidae. The transcript is spliced from 3 exons. Gene Ontology annotation, cellular component: membrane. Bases 1 to 3006 code for a protein of 1001 amino acids. Gene Ontology annotation, molecular function: protein binding.
AUGUACGACUGCACAUUGACGUCCGAAGAACAGUCAAAUUUUGUUUGGCAGGCCUCUGAGGACCGUGCACCUAAACAAGAUGGAGAAAUGAGUUUAAUCAAAGGUGAUUUAAUUUCAGAUGUUAAACUUUUAAACGAUCAAUGGGGCAUCGGCAGAAAUUAUAGAGGUUUUGUUGGAAUGUUUCCUCUAAGAUUCGUGGUUCCAGUUGAUGAUUGUUCUAGUAAUCCACAAUUUUUGAGGUUACCUGUUAAUUCCCUUUUAGACGAAAUAGGACAAAUGAGCCAUAAUGACAUCAACAAAUUUACCCUUUCUUCAAAAUCAAACACUUCAAAUAGCUUAAAAAUGACUGGAAAUGUUGAAAUGGCUGAUCAGCUGGAAUCAAAUAUAGAAAACCAAUUUGUAAAAUAUAGUAAAAGCCAGAACAAUAUUGAUAAUGAAAAUUGCAAUCAAACGGAAGAUUUACAUAAAAACGUUCCUCAAAACCAAAUAAAGGGAACAUCCAAUUUUUUUUCAAAACCAAAAAUGCUAGUAAAGCCCAGACCGGGGAAUGCAAAUAAAAUUACUUCCAAAAAUGGUUCCUCAUCUUCUCUACAACAUUCACAGAAUUCAAAUAAAGAUAUAAUAAAAACAAAUGCAACAUUUCCAGCAAAAAGUUGUUUAACCAUGGGUCUAAUUUGGAAACCCAUGUCGUCUCUAAACCAAAAUUCACAUCAAACAAAGCCUUCUCCCAACAGCAGUUACAACUGCUACUGCAAAAAAUCUACCGAUCCUAAUUAUUUUAAUCGCCAUUCAACAGUUUCUAGCCAUCACCACAUGUCAAAUUUAGAGUUGUAUGAAAAUGUUCAUCUUCAAAAUGUUAACGAUCAAAUUAGAAACUCCAUGUACUCUAGGGUAAACAAAAAACCAUUAAUAAAACCUAGAUCAAUGCAAACACUAAGCAACAAUGCGUCGUUUACCGCUGAUUCAGUCUAUUCAGAACCCAACAGUAAUAAAGCUUUGUUUACAAACUCCUUAAUGAAACAAAACGUGACAAGAAUUCCGUCGAGAACUGGGCAAAAGAUAUCUUUCUUAAGAGUCGCUGGAUGUGCAAUGACUUCUCUACUUAUUGCUGUUUUUGUGGCCUUAAUGAUGUACUUUUUACUCAGUUAUGAGCUUCUCUGCGUGUUUAUUACUUUUUGUGUGCUUUCAACCAUUUCCUUCACGAUCUUACUCAUUUCAAGACUUUUGCGAUGUUUGUUGGCCAUACUUCUACCGUCCUUGGCAACCCUUAAAGGAAACAUUUUUUUAAUUUGUAUAGUGUGGGUGCUUGUUAUAGUUGAACCAAUAAUACACAUAGAAAACAACAUGAAAGCUACAAUAGACAGCAUGAGCUGUUUGAUGGAAAUGUCAUACAACCAAACAAACACUAUUUUGAAACCGUAUGAUGCGCUCAUUAACCAAAUCAAUAAAACUGUCAUAUAUAUGGAAGUUUCUGCUCAAAAUGUAAUUAACAGUUUAAUGCCCUUAGAAAAAAAUUUAAAUAAAAUAGAAUCAGAAGUAAAUUACGGACGUAUCAGUCUGCUGGGAACAAAAAAGACUUGCCUGGAGCAAAUGAACACUGCUUAUAAAAUUUGCGAAGACAGUUUGUCUCAAGCCUAUAAGCAAUGUCAGAGCGUUCUUGAACAGAUUGGGAUUGUUUACCAGCAAGCCAGAGCGGCACUUGAUAGUUUAGACCCAUAUAAAUGGGGUCAGACACAUGCAAAAUAUAAAAGAGAUGCAUACGGCAGAUCGAAUUCAAUCAGUUCUCGUGACAACCAGCUAAUUUGUAAACAUCUGAAUGAACCACAAAUUUGCAAAAAUCAAGUAGAUCCAGAAGAUGUUUGUCAUCCAACUUUAUGGGUGGGGAAUGCCAUACAAGAAGCUGUAAACGAAACGUUAAGUGCCUUGAAACAAUUGACGAAUUCUCUCCAGUUCCACGUCACUGAUGCUCCUUAUGUUGAAGCUAGAUCUAAAACUAUAGAAAAGUCUAACAACUUCAAUCGUAAAAUAAUGGACGCUUACAAAGUUUAUCUUGGUUACUUUCAAUUGGCCUUAUUCUUCAUAGCGAAAAUAUGUCCUUUUUCAAUUUUGAUCGUUUUUAGUGCGGCCUACAAUUAUAUAAAACUCUAUGUAACAGAUGACAAACAUGAUAAUUGUUAUCUGGAUAAAAGCUUUGAUAGGAUUGAUCACAUGAUAAGCAGCCUCACAAAUAGACCACUUCUAACACCAUUUAGCGAUCACGAAAAAAUUUACGUCAGUAACGAAUUGCAAUACGAAAAAUCUAGAAAGGGCCACAGCCAGCUUUGCAUUUUUUUCUUGAAUCUCCUCUUUGUGGGAACUAUAUACUACUUAUGUUACAGACACAUUUAUGCGCUACAGUUAAUAAGUGAUCACCAGAUCAAACAGCUUGACGGUCUUGAUUCUAUUGAAAUGGUGGUCGUCGGCGAAGGAUUAUUCGUAGAACUGAUCAACGUGUUUUUAAAAAGCCUUCAUCCAUCAAAAAUUUGGAAUAACUUAACAAACACUGACCACUGUGUAAAAAAACUAGAAAAAAUUUCAUUUGUAAUUUUAGCUGUCAUUGUGGCCGUAAACUUGCUUUUAUUUUUAUUAAUCGUAUUUAAACGUUCUUUUCGGAAAUGGCGCCACAAAAUUGUUAGUUAUUUUUACAAAGAAAGACACCAGUCAAGACUUAUAUGGUUACACGAUCAAAUGAGCUUCAGACGAUCGCUUUACCCAGAAAUAAUUUAUGAAUCAGUUCGUUCCAAAUAUAGAAAGAUUAUCAUGCGUGUUAAAAUAAGUAAUUUUCACUCGUGUCUAGCUAAAAUAAAGUCAACUUGCAAAAGCCGUAGAUGUCUGGUGUGUGACUCAAAAGAAACAAAUUUAUCAUACAGUUGCACGAUUGAAAUCUGUGCUGGAGUGUACUGUGCAUCCUGCUUUCGAGACAUGAGAGAGACUUGUCCAUUGUGUCGGUUUGAAACAAUCAGAUAG